This is a messenger RNA of Larimichthys crocea (large yellow croaker), 1286 nucleotides long. RefSeq names its product cathepsin La (gene ctsla). The record is from RefSeq and is a predicted model, not a curated record. Gene Ontology annotation, biological process: proteolysis. Gene Ontology annotation, molecular function: cysteine-type peptidase activity. The transcript is spliced from 8 exons. The coding region runs from base 127 to 1137 and encodes 336 amino acids. NCBI's taxonomy places the organism in Eukaryota, Metazoa, Chordata, Actinopteri, Sciaenidae.
GGAAUAAACAAGCAGUGGACCAAUCAGAGAGCUCGGUCGGGCCUUUAUAAACUUUGUGUACCUCAGCUGCGAGCAGUUAUUUUCUCCUUCUUCGUCUUCAAUAAAGAAUAUACAUAGGAAGCCACCAUGCUGCCUUUAGUCGUGUUGGCCGUGUGCCUGAGUGCAGCCCUCUCGGCCCCCAGCCUGGACCCUCAGCUGGAUGAGCACUGGAACCUGUGGAAGAGCUGGCAUACAAAAAAGUAUCAUGAGAAGGAGGAGGGCUGGAGGAGAAUGGUGUGGGAGAAGAACCUUAGGAAGAUCGAGCUGCACAACCUAGAGCACUCCAUGGGAAAACACUCCUACCGGCUGGGCAUGAACCACUUUGGAGACAUGACUCACGAGGAGUUCAGGCAGAUCAUGAACGGCUACAAGCGCAAGGCUGAGGGGAAGUUCAAGGGGUCUCUGUUCAUGGAGCCCAACUUCCUAGAGGCACCACGUGCCGUGGACUGGAGGGACAAUGGUUACGUGACUCCCGUUAAGGACCAGGGUCAGUGUGGCUCUUGCUGGGCCUUCAGCACCACCGGUGCUCUGGAGGGUCAGCAUUUUAGGAAGACCGGCAAACUGGUGUCGCUGAGCGAACAGAACUUGGUGGACUGUUCCAGACCAGAGGGCAACGAGGGCUGCAAUGGUGGUCUGAUGGACCAGGCCUUUCAGUACGUCAAGGACAACCACGGCCUGGACUCCGAGGACUCUUAUCCUUACCUUGGAACUGAUGACCAGCCAUGUCACUACGACCCCAACUACAACUCUGCCAACGACACCGGAUUCGUCGAUGUCCCCAGUGGCAAGGAGCAUGCACUUAUGAAGGCCGUGGCAGCUGUGGGGCCUGUUUCAGUCGCUAUCGAUGCUGGUCAUGAGUCUUUCCAAUUUUACCAAUCAGGAAUCUACUAUGAGAAGGACUGCAGCAGUGAGGAGUUGGACCACGGUGUGCUGGUGGUGGGAUAUGGCUUUGAGGGAGAAGACGUGGAUGGCAAGAAAUACUGGAUCGUGAAGAACAGCUGGAGUGAAAAGUGGGGAGACAAAGGCUACAUCUACAUGGCUAAAGACAGAAAGAACCACUGUGGAAUUGCAACAGCAGCCAGUUAUCCUCUGGUCUAAUGUUUGCACUGCUCCACAGCAGGACCAUAGUGUUUUUAUUGCAAUAGUUUGGCUGAAGACGAUGAGGCUUCAGUCAGAGCGAUGCAUCGACAGGAGAUUCUGUCGAUGUUGAACGAGGAGAAACACUGUUUUUAGGGAAAUGGCGCCAU